Cladophialophora yegresii CBS 114405 is the source of this 1155-nucleotide messenger RNA. RefSeq lists its product as uncharacterized. The coding region runs from base 1 to 1155 and encodes 384 amino acids. The record is from RefSeq and is a predicted model, not a curated record. The transcript has 2 exons. NCBI's taxonomy places the organism in Eukaryota, Fungi, Ascomycota, Eurotiomycetes, Chaetothyriales, Herpotrichiellaceae. Gene Ontology annotation, molecular function: hydrolase activity, hydrolyzing O-glycosyl compounds. Gene Ontology annotation, biological process: carbohydrate metabolic process.
AUGGUUGCCAUUCCUACGUACAUGUUGGCUUCGACGGCCGCGACUUCGCUGGGCCCGCUAUGGCCUCGAAACGCGGUGAUAAGGUCACCUCGACCCGACCCGGUCCCUCAGACGACAUCAACCACAGUCAGCUCCAGUCCGGACUCCAACCCUUUCGCCUCGAUAAUCGGACCACAUAUUUCAUCCAACUUUCCCGACCCGGCCAUCAUCUACGUGGACGGCACAUCCUAUGCUUUUGCGACCAACAAUCGGCAACCCGCGCCGAACCACAUCAACAUCCAGGUCGCCACUUCCACGGACAACCAAACGUGGACAUUGGUCGACCAACAUGAUGCUCUUCCCAAUCUUGGCGCCUGGGAGACCGGCGCCGGCGUCUGGGCUCCGGACGUCGUUCAAUUAGACGACGGCACAUUCGUUCUUUACUACGCCGACAACGUCGUCUCGGCACCAGCGCACCACUGCGUCGGAGCAGCGACAUCGCGGACAAUCCUAGGCCCUUACACGCCGCAAGCCACGCCGUUCGCGUGUCCGGACGUCAACGCGCUGGGUGGCGCCAUCGACCCGGACGGCUUCCUCGACGAAUCCACCGGCAAGCGCUACGUCGUGUACAAGGUCGACGGCAACUCGAUCGGCCACGGCGGCUCGUGCGGCAACACGGUCGCGCCCAUCGUCCCCACGCCGCUCAUGCUGCAGGAAGUGGACCACGACGGGGUCACGCCUAUUGGAGAUGCGGUGCAAAUCCUCGACCGCGACGACCUUGACGGGCCCUUGAUUGAAGCCCCGGCCCUGCACCGCUCCGCCGAGGGCGUCUACUUCCUCUUCUUCAGCAGCAACUGUUUCACCACACCCCAGUACGACGUCUCGUACGCCACGGCGACGAACAUCUACGGCCCGUACACCAAGUCGGCCCGCCCGCUGCUCGUCACCAGCGACGCCGACCUCACGGGCCCGGGCGGCAUGGACAUCAUCAAGGGAGGCGACUUCAUCGUCUUCCACGGCCACAUGACGAUCAACAACGAUCCCAUCCUCAUGAAGGAGGCCGAGACGAUGGCGGCGGCGGACAACACCACCAUCGCGAAUGUCAACGUGCCGCUCGUGCGGGGGAUGUGGUCUGGCCGGACGACUUUCCAGGGCACAAACAUCUUGUUGUCGUGA